AUGAGCCUCGAGUUCCUCCAACGACCGAACAGUGACGCAGCUGCAGCUCCUGUUCCUGUUGCUUCUACACCAGAACCUCAAGUCAACACCACCACUGCUCCCAUUCCCGUCCCCGAACCCACUCCUGCUGCCUCUACCCAAGAGCCAGUAACUACCCAAGAACCCAGCCCUUCUCAAGAGCCCGACAUCGCUACCGAAGAGCCCGCACCUGCACCCGCACCUCCCGCUACUAUGUCUUACGCAUCUGUCGCCGCCAGUGGGCCUCAGCAGUCCGACGAGGAGCACACUGACGACGACGUGCACGAGCUCAUCGACGUCGACAGCCCUCACAUUUCAUCUGUGCCNUCCGACUUCCAAUCGCAAGAGAUCCAGACCGAGACCCAGGCCGAGCGUGAACGUCUUGAGUCUGAGGCUCGUGAGAAGGCUCAGCAGGCCGAGAAUGAGGCCAAAGAGUUGAAGGAGAAGGCUAAGCAGAAGGCACAGAAGGCCACCGAGAAGGCCAAGGCCAACAGUGACAACCCCGUCAUCCUUGGUAACACCGUCGCUGUUGUCGCUCUUGGUGGUCUCCUCGGUUUCGGUGCCUACAGAAAGUACACUGCCGGCGAGCUCACCUGGAAGGUCGCAGGAGCUUGGGCAGGUAUCGUUGGUGUCUUCGCCCUUGGUGACUACUACGCCAGCAAAUUCCUUUUCAAGAAGUACCCUCCCAAGAACUAA
Aureobasidium musti is the source of this 714-nucleotide messenger RNA. The record is from the annotation of a GenBank genome assembly. NCBI's taxonomy places the organism in Eukaryota, Fungi, Ascomycota, Dothideomycetes, Dothideales, Saccotheciaceae.